Molecule: messenger RNA, 1128 nt
Organism: Aspergillus candidus
Lineage: Eukaryota; Fungi; Ascomycota; Eurotiomycetes; Eurotiales; Aspergillaceae
Product: CMGC protein kinase
Exons: 6
Coding region: 1-1128 (375 amino acids)
Biological process (GO): protein phosphorylation; regulation of mRNA processing; spliceosomal complex assembly
Molecular function (GO): ATP binding; protein kinase activity
Source: RefSeq, a predicted model, not a curated record
AUGGCUUCCCUCUUGAGAUGGGCACGGACGGCAAUUAGAAGAGCCCCAUCGCCCCCUGCGUUGUUUCCGACGAGCGGCUUUGAAACAAUACACGCAUCUGAGGUGAUCGAGGAAGAACGAUUCGAAGGAUUCAAGAAAGGGCGCUACUAUCCGGUCAACAUUGGCGAGGUCUUUAGUUCCAAGUAUCAGGUUGUUGGUAAGCUGGGAUUUGGUGUUACUUCCACAGUAUGGCUUGCCCAUGAUCUUCAGGACCAUCGAUAUGUCACGUUGAAAGUGUAUACAUGCAAUGAAACGAGCCAGGAAGAAUUCCAGAUCUAUAAAUAUUUGAGCCAGAUGAAUACGUCACAUUCCGGCUAUGCGCAUGUAAGAGCAGCUUUAGAUGCGUUUACCAUCCAUCGUGCUUCAGAGAACAGCCACCACUGUCUUGUUCAGAAGCCCAUGUGGGAGAGUUUCGGGGAUUUGCUCUUUCGUAACCCUGAACAUCGGUUCACGGAAGACCUCCUCAAAGCUGGUCUUAUGCAGGUCUUCCUUGCUUUGGACUACCUGCAUUCCGAGUGCAAGCUUGUGCACACAGCUGAAAUGAAGCAUCCUUCACCGCGGAAGUUCACCGAGGGUGGGCCAGUUUAUGCGUCACGGCAUUUUGACUUGCCGCGGAACUUCGGCAAAGCAGUCCUGAGUGAUUGUGGUUCCGCUCCCAACGUGUACAGGUCUCCUGGAGUAACGCUGAAGACGGAAUGGAGUUAUCCGGUGGAUAUCUGGAAUGUCGGUGCUAUGGUAUGGGAUCUAUUCGAGGAUAGACACAUGUUCUACGGCAAUGACCCCGACGGGAAAGGCUAUUCGACCCGUGCGCACUUUGCAGAAGUCAUUGGAGUGCUGGGACCACCUCCUUUGGAUAUGCUAGAGCGCGGAAAACGAAGUCAUGAAUUUUUCGAUGAAGACGGGAAAUGGAGAAUUACUGUAGAGAUACCUCGAGAUUCGUCCUUAGAAAAUCUGGAACAGUAUCUCGAGGGACGAAACAAGGAAAUGUUUAUGCACUUCAUGAGAGGCAUGCUUCAGUGGAGACCGCAAGAUAGAAAGACAGCGAAGGAGCUGCUGCGGGAUCCGUGGUUGAAUGCUGAUUUAACCUAG